GUAAGGAGCUGUCCAUUCAGCACCACCAGGAGCCUCAUUUAACCCUUAUGAGAAAGACAAUAAACCCAUUUAAUGGAGAUUAUACAACAAGAAAUAGAUGCACUCGAUGGCAAUAGCGCGGAUAUCAUGAAGCAGAUGCCAACGCCGUCUGUUUGCAUAAAUCCUGCAGAUUUGAAGCAUUUGGUGGCAGCACUUGUGAAGCAGCAGGCGCACAUACGUAGAGAAGAUUGAGACUUCCAGUCAGUGACGCCGAGCUGCACAACAACAAGCCUCUCCUUCAGCCUGCUCUCCACACUCCUGAAUUCGGGUCCGAAUUUGCACACUGCAAAGCCAAGUCUGCAUCCCCGGCACGGCGAUCUGUCAUGAACUCUGGAAGCAGGCACUGAGAGACGAGACAGAGAUGUCUGGGACCCUCCAUCGCCUCCUGCUGGCUGGGACAUGUCUCUGUGUCUAUGGAACCCCUGUCCAUCUCCCAAACACCCCCACACAGGACAGUGACUGUGAUGGGCAGUGUGCCAGCCCAGUGACAACUGCUGGGUCAACGCACACUACAGACGUGAAGUCUGAACCCUCAGAUUCAGAACAUGUGACUGGCCUGAUAUUGAAUGCAGGUCCAGAAGGAGGGGCUGGCCCACUUGGACGUCCUGAGGGGACGGAUCCAGUGACGCAGGCCGAAAAUGGGGACAGCCUUGAUGGAAGAUUUGGGUCGAGUGAUGCUGGCGGAGAAGCAUGGAGCCAAAGGAGCGGGGUAAAGGAGGUCGGGAGCUCGUCAGAGAUGGGAGACGCUCAGUCAGAGUUAGUGCUGUCUGUUGAUCCAGAAGAUAAGGAGGACAUACCUGGCCUGCGUAUCAAGCCUGUGUUAAGUCCAGCCGGGAGUACCACAGGGUUUGCUCCAGAUGGAUAUUUAGCCUCCUCAAGAGUGCCACCACAGCUGAGCAUCACCGCCAGGGAGGGCAAAGACCAAGGUGAGGAAGCCAAACUGCCCAGUAAUGGUGAUUCUCUCCAGGAUAAAGAUCCAGAAACAAGCUUGCCAUCCUCUGCAGAACCAAAUACUGGAGAAUGGAUCCAAAAACUGACCUCCCACAGUCCCACACAUCCCUCGGUCUUUGCCUCCGCUCUGACCUCUACACAUUUGCCAAUUUGGGGCAAUGAUGGAGCUACAAUUUCCUCCCUCACAGACCCUUUGUUACCUGAAAUCGGACUAAACCUGAUGCCCAGAGAGGAUGGACCGGAAAGCCUGUGGACUGAGGCGGCGAGGCCCAGUGGUGUUCCAGUGGACACAGUGGUCCCGCCGUCUCAGGAUGAAGCCACAGAGGGCACCAUGUCGUCAGAGGCCCUCCCUCUCAUCUUCGAGCCUUUCGAAGAUGUCACCCCGGAGGGGGCAGCGGUGGCAGCGGUCACGCUGGUGCCCGGCAGCGCUCAGCCUCCUGCUGCCAUGGCGACCAGAGAAAUGCCUCAGUCAGAGGUGGAUUUGGACCAACUGGUCACCCUGGAGACAGACAGCGACGGUCCCUCGCAUGCCCUACCCCUGCUGAUGCCAGACUGGACGCUCCCUUGGCAGACGUCUGGCGGGGAGCUCCUGGAGCCAAUCAGCUCCUCUCGUCCAUCGGUUUCACAGCAGCAAGCUGCGACUGAGCCGGAGGACCACUCUGAGACAGGUGCUGCUAGGACGCCAAACCUUGAAGGGAACUUGCCCACCGUUGGCCCCUCCUUCUCAUCCUUCCAGCAUUCUAUGACAACGGUAACCAUGAAAACCCAUCACCCGGCACCCAGAUCCAGAUCAGGGUUGGAGGAGAUGGAGUCUGAGGAAGAGCCAGAUGAGAACUCUGAGGAGUCGGUGGAGGAUGAGAGCGAGGAGGACCUGACAGAAACCCCUAAAACAUUCUCAACGCAGCCUCCUUAUAGCCCCAUCCCUCCACCUCCUGUUUGGGUUCAACGCAACCAGGGGCUGAUGCGGAGCUGGGUGGAGCUGAUCAGAGAAAAGGCGGGUUAUGUGUCUGGGAUGUUGGCCCCUGUGGGCAUCGGCAUCACUGGGGCCCUGCUGAUCGUCGGGGCCCUCUACAGCAUCAGGAUGAUUCACCGCAAGAGGAGGAACAGCUUCAAACACCAGAGGAGGAAGGUCAGGCAGCCAGAGCAACCUCGAGAGCCCGGGACCAGCCGUCAGGACCAGGCUAUGCUGCUAGCUGACAGCUCCGAGGACGAGUUCUGAUGAGACCCUUCCGGGCUCCUUUUGUCAGUAACCAACGGCAGAUGCUCCUUUAAAGAAGAGGGUCGGAAAAGACCGCCAUCGCUAUGACUACCGCAUCUCCAAUCACCCUGGGCUGUUUGGCUAUGACUCAUCUGGUCCACAGAGUGCAACUGGUAAUAGGGCACAAUUUGCAACGGCUGCACAAAGGCCGGCUUUGCAUACCCCCCCCUUUUCUAAAAGUACCAAGGUGAACACUUUUCUUGAUGUUGUCAGGGCUGGCGUGAUAAACUCUGACACAAAAAUGUAUAUGAAUGCUUGUAUAAAAAAAAGAAGCAUUAGCAGGGUAUUGGAUGAGAGUGCUGCUGGUAAACUGUUGGACCAGUAGGUGUUCUGUCAGGUAAUAAAAAGGAGCUUUGGAAGAGUUACAUCCAUGUAAAUAUACACAGUAAAAUGAGAUUAUCUUCAAGAAAUUCAAAGAGCAAGAUUUCCUCACAUUUCAGAAACCUUCCCAUACAAUUCAUUUCAACUAAUGCGUCGUUUAAAUGUGAAUUUUGUGGAAAUGUAAAUGUUCUAUUCAAAGGCAUUUGUUCAUAAAAAUUACUGUGAGACGCACAUGAAAAAAUACCAUAAUCCUACAAAAGUAUGUAGCAUAAAACAGAUUUUGAUGUACAAUAUAACGAAUAUGAAUUCAUUCUUUUGCCACUUUAAGUGCAUGACUACGGAGUCUAUUCCCACUAAGACUACACAGGCCCGGUGCAGACUUCUUCCCGAUGAACGCAGGGUUUACGCUGGCUGAAGAAGCACAAACAUCAAAGACUAAUUCAUGUUUUCAAAAGUGUCUCGUGUGUGUUAAUCUGGUUCAAACAAAGCCAACACGUCGAGCCCAACGUCCCAUUGCUGAGAUGUAACAUGUCGUCCAAUCAAAUCCUUACGUUUGACGUAGAAUCAUUUCAUAAAAUCUACUGUGUUAGACAAACAAGGUGCAAGAAAUAUUUAACACUACUCAUUUGAGCCAUGUCUGUAACAACACGCAAAGUAGUGUCUUAUGUUCAAAGAAAACAUAUUUUUGGUAACUUCAUUGCCAUCGGAUACGGAAAUGUAUUGUACUGCCUGUUAAUAUGCAAUAAUACUGUUUUAGAUUAAGUGUAAUGUAAAAUAGGACACUUUAGUCUCUUAAUGUAGACAAGAAACAUGUGAUCUAAUAAAUAAUUCUUUAAGAUG
Molecule: messenger RNA, 3409 nt
Organism: Etheostoma cragini (Arkansas darter)
Lineage: Eukaryota; Metazoa; Chordata; Actinopteri; Perciformes; Percidae
Exons: 8
Coding region: 401-2209 (602 amino acids)
Source: RefSeq, a predicted model, not a curated record